Messenger RNA from Micromonas pusilla CCMP1545, 519 nucleotides. RefSeq lists its product as uncharacterized. The record is from RefSeq and is a predicted model, not a curated record. The transcript has a single exon. Lineage: Eukaryota; Viridiplantae; Chlorophyta; Mamiellophyceae; Mamiellales; Mamiellaceae. Gene Ontology annotation, molecular function: protein-disulfide reductase activity. Bases 1 to 519 code for a protein of 172 amino acids.
AUGGGGCCGCCCGCGGCGGCGCGCUCGCCCGGCGAACCCACGACGUCGUCGAAGACGUCCGUCGUCCUCGUCGACGGCGACUGCGUCCUGUGCGACGGCUUCGCGCGGUUCGUCUCCGCGUUCGACGCGCGCGGCGUGGUCCUCUUCGCGACGCAGCAAUCCGAGGAAGGGCGCGCGGUGCUUCGACGCGCGAACGCGCCGAUGGACCUCUCCACGAUCGUCCUCGUGGAGCACGACGCGCGCGCGGAAGUCGCGAAGGACGACAGGAUCAAGACGCACGUCAAGUCGACCGCGAUCCUGAGGGCGUUAACAGCGCUCGGGCUCCCGCUGUCGACGCUGGGGUGGGCGGGAUUAGCGCUCGUCCCGAGACGGGUCCGAGACGGCGCGUACGACGUCGUCGCGCGGUAUCGGCACGUCGUCUUCGGGAGGAAGGGCGAGGGGGGAUCGUGCGCGCUGCCUGACGUCGUCGUGAGGCGACGGAUGGGACGGAAGAUCCCGAGGGAGCUGCUGGGGGAGUGA